Pangasianodon hypophthalmus (striped catfish) is the source of this 1606-nucleotide messenger RNA. RefSeq names its product pseudouridine synthase 1 (gene pus1). Gene Ontology annotation, biological process: mRNA pseudouridine synthesis; tRNA pseudouridine synthesis. Gene Ontology annotation, cellular component: nucleus. Gene Ontology annotation, molecular function: RNA binding; pseudouridine synthase activity. Bases 224 to 1495 code for a protein of 423 amino acids. The transcript is spliced from 6 exons. Lineage: Eukaryota; Metazoa; Chordata; Actinopteri; Siluriformes; Pangasiidae. The record is from RefSeq and is a predicted model, not a curated record.
UAGCCACUAGGCGGCUUUUUGUGCUCGACGCUAGCGGUAACGCGAGCUUCUCUGAGUUCUCGCGAUACUUUCCGAGAGGUUAGAGUGCACUGCUCCAUGUGCGCGUGUGUUCAUGGGCAAGAGGAAGGCAUCCCGGAACACAUGCAGUUAAAAUCCAAAAUAGUGGAAGAAGCCUGAAGAAUGAGCUUGUCAAGUUUAUUACAUUAUUAGACAAAAACGUGAGAUGCUGAAAUUCUGUCAGCUUGUCAGUGUUUUAAGCAUUCAGCGUUUAAAGUCAGCUGGGAAACCCAAAGCUUGGUGCAGGAUAGAAAGGUUUCGUGGACUUUGUGUGCAGCCCAGGAAGAUGUCUGAGGAAGAAAAUCAGAAUCACAGCAACAUGACAAAGCUGAAAAGAGCUCCAGAAAGCACUGAGGUAGAGACUGAAGCUAAAAGGCUGAAAACAGACGAGGGGAAGACUGAUGAGGAGAAAAGAUUCCCAAAAAGAAAAGUUGUCCUCCUCAUGGCCUAUUCGGGCAAAGGAUACUAUGGAAUGCAGAGGAAUCCUGGAAAUUCCCAGUUUAAAACUAUCGAAGAUGAACUGGUCACUGCGCUCAUCAAAGCUGGGUGUAUUCCCGAAAAUCACGGAGAUGAUAUGAAGAAGAUGUCUUUCCAGAGAUGUGCCAGGACUGACAAGGGUGUUUCUGCAGCCGGCCAGGUCGUAUCUCUAAAGCUGUGGUUGAUCGAGAACAUUCUGGAAAAGAUCAACACCCACCUUCCACCACAGAUUAGAGUUUUAGGUUUGAAGAGAGUCACAGGCGGCUUUAACUCCAAAAACAACUGUGAUGCCAGGACCUACUCCUACAUGCUUCCCACUAUUGCGUUCUCUCAAAAAGACACUGACCAAGAGGACACGUCAUUCCGCUUGGACACAGAGACACUUCAGAAGGUUAACAAGCUCUUUGCGCUCUACAAAGGCACCCAUAAUUUCCACAACUUCACAUCACAGAAGGGCCCUCGGGACCCGAGCGCUAAACGCUAUAUCACGCAAAUGUCCUGUGGAGAACCAUUUGUCAGGCAGGGGGCGGAGUUUGCCGUGAUCACAGUGCGAGGCCAGAGCUUCAUGAUGCACCAGAUCCGGAAGAUGAUUGGAUUGGUGAUCGCUGUAGUGAAAGGAUACGCACAAGAAGAGAUCAUUGAAAGAAGCUGGGGUGAAGAGAAGGUCGACGUGCCCAAGGCUCCUGGGCUCGGCCUGGUGUUGGAGCGGGUGCACUUUGACCGGUACAACAAGCGUUUCGGGGGAGACGGUCUUCAUGAGACCCUGGAGUGGCAGCAAGAAGAGGACGCUAUAGCUGCCUUUAAGGAAGCACACAUUUACCCGAGUAUAGUGGAGACGGAGUGUCAGGAGAAGUCUAUGAUCAGCUGGAUGAGUACACUUCCUAUUCAUGAUUUUACCGCCACGGCAACCGGCAAGCAAGAACGCAAGGAUGAAGAUGAAGAUGGAAAUGCUUCAGACUGAGACAUCUGAAAAUCUUUUUUUUUUGUUUCUUUCUUUAAAAAAAAACUGUUUUGUUUUUCCAUGUUCCAGUGUUUUCAAUAUUACACUUUUGAAAUAAAUCUUUUUAUUUUA